AUGACGCCCAGUUCUGAUGAUGUCCAUCAAAUGAUGGACGAAAGCUCAGCCGGUUUUCACCCCAAACGAGGGAGGAGGACUCGUGAACAGCGUCUAAGAGCCAAACAUCUGCAUUACAACAGGUGCAUUUCCGUCGUUCAACCUCGUACUUUUCAGCCGAUUUCAGUGUCCGUCAGGAGGGGAUUUGCAUGGCUCACCAGGUACACAGCCUUCGAAGCCUGCCAGCCUCGUGAAGCCCGGACAACAGGAGAGAUCGCGUCUCGUUGUCGGCUCAAGUACCGUCUUGUAGCUGACUGCAUAAUGCCUCCUGGCGAUUGA
This is a messenger RNA of Protopolystoma xenopodis, 318 nucleotides long. Lineage: Eukaryota; Metazoa; Platyhelminthes; Monogenea; Polystomatidea; Polystomatidae. The record is from the annotation of a GenBank genome assembly.